AUGUCGUCGGAGAUCCGGCGCUUCCCAGAAUUCGCCACCGUCAACGGGAUAACAGCUGAUACUAUUUCUCCACAGAGAGAGAGAGAGAGAGUGAAAUCCGUUUUCGUCAACCUGGCCAAGAUACCCCUGCUCUUCCUCCUCCUCUUCGUGUUCGUGUGCUCGCUCGAUGUCCUGAGUUCCGCCUUCCAGUUGGCUGGGGGGAAGGUGGCAGGAGACAUCUUUAAGGACAACGCCAUCUUGUCCAACCCGGUGGCAGGACUGGUGGUGGGAAUACUGGUGACUGUACUGGUCCAGAGCUCCAGCACCUCCACCUCCAUCAUCGUCAGCCUGGUCUCCUCUGGCCUUCUGGAGGUGCAGUCGGCCAUUCCCAUAAUCAUGGGCUCCAACAUCGGCACGUCCGUGACCAACACCAUCGUGGCCCUCAUGCAGGCCGGGGAGAGGACCCAGUUCCAGAGGGCCUUUGCAGGAGCUACCAUCCAUGACUGCUUCAAUUGGCUGUCGGUGCUGGUCCUGCUCCCCCUAGAGGUGGCCACUGGGCUAAUGGGCCAUCUGUCCGGAGUGGUGAUCCAGUGUUUCAGCAUCCGGAGUGGAGAGGAUGCUCCCGAACUCCUGAAGAUCAUCACGGAGCCCGUCACAAAGCUUAUCAUACAGCUGGAUAAGUCCGUAAUUACCGCCAUCGCCAUGGGAGACGAGGGUCUGCAUAAUAAGAGCCUGGUAAAAGUGUGGUGCAGGACCCGUCUGAUUGCGGUACGGCUGUCUCCGUCGUGCCUGUAUUUUUCACAUCCUCCAACUGCCUGGUUAAACGGCACCCCCUCCUGGACCCUGGAGAACAUCACACGCCAAGCCAACGUCCAGAAAUGCAGGCACCUGUUUGUGGACACCCCCAUGUCGGACCUCUCUGUGGGUCUCCUCCUGCUGGCCUGCUCCCUGGUCGUGCUCUGCGCCUGCCUGGUGCUCCUGGUCAAGCUCCUCAACUCUCUGCUCAAGGGCCAGGUGGCCAAAGCCAUCCAGAAGGUCAUCAACACAGAUUUCCCUCCUCCUUUCGGCUGGUUGGCGGGUUACCUGGCCAUGCUCGUGGGGGCGGGAAUGACCUUCAUCGUCCAGAGCAGCUCGGUCUUCACCUCCGCCAUCACCCCGCUAAUCGGGCUGGGGAUGAUCAGCCUCCAGAGGGCCUACCCUCUGACCCUGGGCUCAAACAUCGGCACCACCACCACUGCCAUCCUCGCCGCCCUGGCCAGCCCGGGGGACCGGCUGGCUGCAGCCUUCCAGAUCGCCCUGUGCCACUUCUUCUUCAACAUUUUGGGGAUCCUGCUGUGGUACCCGCUGCCGGUGACGCGCCUGCCCAUCCGCAUGGCGGAGAAGCUGGGCGAGUGCACGGCGAAGUACCGCUGGUUCGCGGUGCUGUACCUGGCGGCCUGCUUCCUGCUGCUGCCCUCGCUGGUGUUGGGCCUGUCGAUGGCGGGCUGGCGGGCGCUGGUGGGCGUGGGCGCGCCCUUCGUGGGCGUGCUGCUCUUCAUCGGCCUCGUCAACGCGCUGCAGUCCCGCAGGCCCCGCCUGCUGCCCCGCCCCCUGCGCUCCUGGGACUUCCUGCCCGCCUGGAUGCGCUCGCUCAAGCCCCUGGACCGCCUGGUCGCCAAGGCGACGCUGUGCUGUGGCCCCGCCCCCCGGGCCCCGCCCCCGCCCCCGCCCCCGUCCGCCCCCCCUGAAUCCGCCCGGCGCGCCGCGGCCGAGAGGAAGGAGGAGCUGGCGUGCGAUAACCCCGCCCUCUCCUACCUGGACGAGACCUCCCCGCGCGGGCGCGUCUUCAAACUGCGCGGCCUGGAGAGGUGCCACAGCACCCCCCUGUGA
Molecule: messenger RNA, 1848 nt
Organism: Conger conger (European conger)
Lineage: Eukaryota; Metazoa; Chordata; Actinopteri; Anguilliformes; Congridae
Product: sodium-dependent phosphate transport protein 2A-like
Exons: 13
Coding region: 1-1848 (615 amino acids)
Biological process (GO): sodium-dependent phosphate transport; intracellular phosphate ion homeostasis
Cellular component (GO): apical plasma membrane; vesicle; brush border
Molecular function (GO): sodium:phosphate symporter activity
Source: RefSeq, a predicted model, not a curated record